Molecule: messenger RNA, 1665 nt
Organism: Hydra vulgaris (swiftwater hydra)
Lineage: Eukaryota; Metazoa; Cnidaria; Hydrozoa; Anthoathecata; Hydridae
Source: RefSeq, a predicted model, not a curated record
UUAGCGCUGAAUAAAAAAAUUGAUCAAAAGAAAAAUUGUUAUCGACUAUUUUUUUUCGGCUAUAAAUUUUAGUCUCCGUGACGAAGGACAACAUGGACAUCAAUUUUUUUGGUAUGAAAUCAUGAAUGAUUUUAUUUUGUUAACUAAACAUCGACUAGAAUAGAAAGGAGAUGACUUACAUCAAGCAUGUAGUUAGUAAAAAAAAAAGAAGAUACAUUGACAAUGAGUUUGAUUUGGACCUCGCAUAUAUCAAGCCAAACAUAAUUGCAAUGGGCUUUCCUUCAGAAAAUCUUGAGGGUGUAUAUAGAAACAAUUAUGAUGAUGUUGUCAGGUUUCUUGAACAAAAGCAUAAAGACAAGUACAAAGUUUAUAAUCUCUGUUCAGAAAAGUAUUAUGAGCCAGAAAAGUUCAGUAGCAGAGUUUCUGUGUUUGGCUUUAAAGAUCAUUGUGCACCACCGUUUGAACUUAUUGAACAAUGUUGUGUUGAUAUGGAUAAUUGGUUGACUAAAGAUGUUGAAAAUGUUGCAAUAGUUCACUGCAAAGCUGGAAAGGGACGCACAGGCGUAAUGAUAUGUGCAUAUUUAUUAUAUAAAGGUUUCUAUGACAAUGCAAAAGAUGCAAUGGAUUAUUAUGCAGUAUCUCGAACUGAAAACAAAAAAGGUGUCACAAUACCUAGUCAAAAAAGAUACAUAGAAUACUUCAGCUACUACCUAAAACAUAUAAAAAAUCAACCGGGUAUUGGUUUUGAUAGAAAAACUGUUUUUCUCAAAUCAUUCACAUUUAUUGGAAUUCCUACAUUUAAUUAUGGAACUUGUGUACCGAGUUUUGUUGUUUUUUCGGGAGAAGUUGAGCUUUAUAAAUCCAAAACCUUCGAGAUAAAGAAAUCCGAGAAAGAAUAUACAAUGCAUUUGAAAAAUCCACUUCCGCUUUGUGGCGAUAUUAAAGUAGAUUUCUUUCACAAAGAUUUAUUUAAAAAGGAACGCAUGUUUGUUUUUUGGUUUAAUACUACUUUUUUGGAGCACGACAUAACACAAACUCUCCCAAUUACAAACGAUAAAAAUGACAACGUAAAACGCAUCUUGUUCAGUAAAAAUGAGCUUGAUAAAGCAAAUAAAGACAAAAAACACAAAUUUUUUCCUGAGAAUUUUAAGCUAUCUAUAAACAUUGCACUUCCUGAAAAUGGGAAAGAAGAUAACGAUAAAGGAUGUAAUAAUAAAGAAAAGAAAAAAUGUGAUGAUAAAUUGAAAUCUAAAAAUGAGAAAUUAAAUUCUUCAUCUACAGAUAAAUUAAAUGAACUUAGCGAUACACGAAAAGUUUUACCAACUUCCCCUGAAAAUUUUAGUAGGACAUUAUCUCCGCCUUCUAAAAAACGAGAAAUCCCUGUCUCAAACAAAGAUGACUCUCUUAAUCGUCCCUUAAGUGCAUCUUUAGACGCCCUAACUGUAGAUGAUGCACCUACAGUAGAUGAUGCACCUACAGUAGAAGAAGAACAAUUAAGUGAUGACGACGAAGACGAAGAACAGGUUACGGAGAUUUAAACACUUAAAUUUUUUUCCAACUUGUCCGUCAUAAAAUAAAAAUGACGAUGAAAUCUAUUGACAUCUUUUGAACGGCGUUGUAACCUUUUAUAAAAAGUCACAAAAGAUGGAGUUCCAAUAAACUACA